Molecule: messenger RNA, 1494 nt
Organism: Cololabis saira (Pacific saury)
Lineage: Eukaryota; Metazoa; Chordata; Actinopteri; Beloniformes; Belonidae
Product: ion channel TACAN-like
Exons: 12
Coding region: 84-1121 (345 amino acids)
Biological process (GO): fat cell differentiation
Cellular component (GO): membrane
Source: RefSeq, a predicted model, not a curated record
CACCAUCGACGGACCAACUGUUGCUCAGCGGAUCUGGGUUAUUUCUCAACUCCUGCACAUUUCUAAAUGUCAGAGUAAAAAACAUGUUCAGCCCGUCGGGUUUGUCCGAGUGCUUGCGGGAGUGGGAUGAAUUGGAGAAAGACUACCAGCAGGUCCAGGACACUCAGCGUUUAUACAAACAGAAGCUGGAGGAAGUGACCAAACUUCAAAACAGCUGUUCCAGUGCCAUCGACCGGCAGAGGAAGAAACUGAAAGAGCUCACCGCGUCACUAGGAAAAUGCAAAGGAACCCGUCCAACAGACUUGAGUCCAGAGGAUAUGGCGUCCAUCGCUGAGAUCAAAGAGUCCAUCAAAGAAAAAACAGAUACUUUCUUUGAGAUGGAAGCUUUUCUCCCAAAGAAGAACGGACUUUACCUCGGUCUCGUUUUAGGAAACGUCAGCGUCACGCUCCUCAACAAACAGACAAAAUUCGCCUACAAGGAUGAAUAUGAGAAGUUUAAACUCAUCCUCACCGUCAUUCUCUUCAUAUUCUCCUUCACGUGUCAAUUUCUGUUCAGCUACAGAGUCCUGGACGCCCUGUUUAACUUCCUGUUGGUGUGGUACUACUGCACGCUCACCAUCAGGGAGAGUGUCCUCAUCAGCAACGGCUCAAGGAUCAAAGGCUGGUGGGCUUUCCAUCAUUAUUUGUCGACCUUCUUGUCUGGAGUCAUGCUCACGUGGCCUGAGGGCGCUCUCUACCAGAUGUUCAGAAGCCAGUUCCUGGGCUACAAUCUCUACCAGAGCUUUGUUCAGUUCCUGCAGUACUACUACCAGAGCGGCUGCCUGUACAGACUCAGAGCUCUGGGAGAAGGACACAACAUGGAUGUGACAGUCGAGGGUUUCCAGUCGUGGAUGUGGAGAGGUCUGACCUUCCUCCUUCCCUUCCUGUUCUUCGGUCACUUCUGGCAGUUCUACAACAGCGUCACGCUCUUCAGGAUGUUCCAGCUCCCGGAGUGUAAAGAGUGGCAGGUGCUGAUGUGCGGCUGCUCCUACAUGGCCCUCUUCAUGGGGAACUUCCUCACCACCCUGCGAGUGGUUUACCAGAAAUACAUGGGCAACCAGGACAAGUCCAAGAGCGUCUGAGACUGCAGCACUGGAGAGACUAAACCGCCCAAAAUGCCUCUUUUAUUCACAGGAAUUAGGAAAAAGAUUUUACACGUUUCUAAUGUUCUCCGGCUUUUUGUCGUCUUUAUGAAAGUUUACCUGCUGCUUCCAUCAACAAAGCUUUACGUUUAUAUAAAUAUUUAGUAAGUGGAUCCGUGCACUUGUGACUGUUGAGGAAUAAUUAAAUAAUUCAGGUACUUUGUAGGUCUUCCUUGUGUUUCAGGAGGAGCGUCUCGUUAACGCGAUGCUGCGACUGCCGUCGUUAAAGAGCUUUAUUUUAUUACUACUCAGGAUCUGCUGCUUCUGGAAGCCUCUCGGAAAGUUUUCUGCUGAAUAAAACACUCCUGAAUUC